AUGGCCGCCUUCGCUGGUGAAGGUAGUCAAGGUGGUGGUGGUGGUGGUGGUGGUGGUGGUGGUGGUGGGUGGCGGUACUUAGAUCAUCGGGUGUGGGAUGACGACGCAGCGUGGCACGUGAACGUGGCUGGGCGGGGUGUUGAGGUGCGAGCUGCGUUGCUUGCAGGGAUGCGCGUCAAGUGUGGGGAUCUGGAGUCGGGGUGCAGAUUUUCUAUGGGGGCAUCUUCACAUUGA
This is a messenger RNA of Morchella sextelata, 234 nucleotides long. RefSeq lists its product as uncharacterized. The coding region runs from base 1 to 234 and encodes 77 amino acids. Lineage: Eukaryota; Fungi; Ascomycota; Pezizomycetes; Pezizales; Morchellaceae. The transcript has a single exon. The record is from RefSeq and is a predicted model, not a curated record.